AUGUCAGGCUCCAACAACGUCGAGAUAACCACCACUCAGCGCAUGAUCUCCGCCACCUGGGGCAGUAUCUUGACUUCACUGCUCGUGACGCCGCUCGAUGUUGUGCGUGUGCGGUUACAAUCCCAGCAAGCUCCUCCGCCCUCGAAUCUCUCCCGGUUCCCCGCUUACUCUACCAACUUCAAACACCUUCCACCUGAUCUAGGCGUCAACUCAUGUUGUCGAGAAGUGUUUUUUGUUGGAAACAAUGGUCAGUUCUGCCUCGCAGGAAAUGGCUCCACACAGGGAUCAUCAGCACUCACAGCUGAAUGUGCCGUGGAAGAAACCCAGCGGAGAACUUUCACCUCCACCCUCGACGGCCUGAAGAAGAUUGCCAGGAACGAAGGCUACACAACGCUAUGGCGAGGCCUUUCUCCCACCUUGUUGAUGGCAAUCCCCGCAAACGUCAUAUAUUUUACAGGCUACGACUGGCUCCGAUAUCAUCAUAGCAGUCCGAUCAGAAAGAUCUCGUCCGACACAUACGCCCCUCUGGUUGCUGGUUCCUUCGCACGGAUAGCAGCUGCGAUUGCAGUUUCGCCUAUCGAGAUGUUCCGAACUCGAAUGCAAGCGGUCUCUGGCAUUGACACCGGUGUAUUCAAGGAAACUUUACUUGGCCUGCAUCGCAUGACCCAGACUCAGGGAUACACAUCCCUCUGGCGCGGGUUGACUCUGACCAUGUGGCGAGAUGUGCCCUUUUCCGGCAUCUACUGGUGGGGAUAUGAAGCGAUCCGAAACAAACUGACUGAUGCUCGGCAAUUGGCUAAAGGGCAACAUCUCCAGUCUGGCAGCUCCUUGACGAGCGGACGCACGGCUCAAGCCCACGAAGACCACACAACCACCUUCAUCGACAGUUUCCUAGCUGGCGCAGGUUCCGGCGCUGUUGCUGCUUUCGUCACCACGCCCUUCGACGUCGGCAAGACCCGUCAGCAAGUUUAUCACCAUGCUGGAGACGACGCCCCAUCCGUGAUAGCAGCACGGGAGGCCGCGAAGGUCGGCAAACACAUUCCGGAGGAGCUGUCGAUACCGCGCUUCCUCCACCAUAUUUUCACCGAGGAAGGUAUCAGCGGGCUGUUCAAGGGAUGGGCGGCGCGAUGUUUGAAAGUCGCACCCGCGUGUGCGAUCAUGAUUAGCAGUUACGAAAUGGGCAAGAAGUGGGCGAAGACGGUGAAUGAAAAGAAGGAGGAGAGGAAGGCUACGGCUUGA
This is a messenger RNA of Cladophialophora psammophila CBS 110553, 1239 nucleotides long. RefSeq lists its product as uncharacterized. The transcript is spliced from 2 exons. The record is from RefSeq and is a predicted model, not a curated record. Bases 1 to 1239 code for a protein of 412 amino acids. Lineage: Eukaryota; Fungi; Ascomycota; Eurotiomycetes; Chaetothyriales; Herpotrichiellaceae. Gene Ontology annotation, biological process: mitochondrial transmembrane transport.